UCUCAUAGCAAAAAUCAAUGGCGUGGCCAAAGAUAUCUCAAUAAAUUCUGAUGUUCUUGAUGGGAGAUUCAGAGACAGACUGCAGUUAAAUCAUCAGACUUGAGAUCUCACCAUCACGGACACCACAUCUCAACACACUGGACUUUAUCACAUGAUCAUCGGCGGCAGACAGAAGAUCUCAUACAUAUACAAUGUUACUGUUUAUGGUGUGUUUGAUGAUACAGAUGAAGUGAAGUCAGUGUCAGUGAUGGAGGAAGAUUCUGUUACUCUACACACUCAUCUUACUAAAAUACAGAAAAAUGAUGUGAUACUGUGGAGGUUUGGACUUCAAAAGUCUCUUAUAGCAAGAAUCAAUGGAGUAUCCAGUGAGGCCUCAAUAUAUGAUGAUGUUCUUGAUGGCAGAUUCAGAGACAGACUGCAGGUGAAUGAUGAGACUGGAGAUCUCAUCAUCAGGGACACCAAAACCAAAGACUCUGGACUUUAUGAAAUGAUCUUUAACAGUGCUAAAGAAAGUUCAUACAGAUUCAAUGUUACUGUCUAUGGUGUGUUUGGUGAUAAAGUGAAGUCAGUAUCAGUGAUGGAGGGAGAUUCUGUUACUCUACAAAGUUAUAUUACUAAACUACAGACAGAUGAUCUGAUACUGUGGAGGUUUGGAGCUACAAAUUCUCUCAUAGCUACAAUCAAUAAAGAGGCCAACAAGAUCUCAAUAUUUGAUGAUGUUCUUGAUGGGAGAUUCAGAGACAGACUGCAGGUGAAUAAUCAGACUGGAGAUCUCAUCAUCACAAACAUCACAACUCAACACAUUGGACUUUAUAAUAUAAUCAUCAGUGGCAAGCAGAAGAUCUCAUACAGAGUCAAUGUUAUUGUCUAUGAUUUUUUGCCCGUUCCUGUCAUCACCAGAGACUCUUCACAAUGUUCUUUAUCAUCAUCAAGCUCAAAUUGUUCAUUAUUGUGUUCAGUGAUGAAUGUGAGAGAUGUGAGUCUGUCCUGGUACAAAGGAAACCGUUUAUUGUCCAGCAUCAGUGUGACUUAUCUCAACAUCAGACUCUCUCUACCUCUGGAGGUUGAAUAUCAGACUAACAACACAUACAGCUGUGUGGUGAACAAUGCCAUUAAAAAUCGAACUCAACAUCUCAACAUCACUCAACUCUGUCAGACGUACUGCGUUUGCUGUUGUUAUGAUUUUGAAGCUGUGAUCCGAUUGGUUGUCUCUGCUCUGGUGGGUGUGGCUGCGGUUGCCAUUUUGAUUUAUGACAUCAGAUCAAACAGAGUUGAACCGAAGAAAAGAUCACCAUCAGACUAUUAG
This is a messenger RNA of Misgurnus anguillicaudatus (oriental weatherfish), 1306 nucleotides long. The record is from RefSeq and is a predicted model, not a curated record. Lineage: Eukaryota; Metazoa; Chordata; Actinopteri; Cypriniformes; Cobitidae.